Anolis sagrei ordinatus is the source of this 3205-nucleotide messenger RNA. It is a transcript of the gene BACE2, whose product is annotated as beta-secretase 2. The record is from RefSeq and is a predicted model, not a curated record. Gene Ontology annotation, molecular function: aspartic-type endopeptidase activity. NCBI's taxonomy places the organism in Eukaryota, Metazoa, Chordata, Lepidosauria, Squamata, Anolidae. Gene Ontology annotation, biological process: amyloid-beta metabolic process; membrane protein ectodomain proteolysis. Gene Ontology annotation, cellular component: trans-Golgi network; plasma membrane; endosome.
AUAUCCGCCGCUGGGCCGGCUUUGGGAAGUUCCCCGGCGCUUGUUUGCCAAAGGAGGAGGAGGAGGAGGGCUAGGGAGGCGCUUGGAGCGCUUCGCUUUGGCGGAGAAAGUUUCCCUGGAGUGGCGGCGAGGGCUUCGAGGAGCCUGGACGGGGAAAGGCGUGAUGCUGCUGCAGCCGGGGCGCCGGAGAGCCGCCUCCCUCGUUCCCCUCCUCCUCCUCCUCCCCCUUCCUCUUUAACCAGAGCCGGAUCGGGACGCCGCCGGGAUGGGCGAGGGCUCUUCGGCCGGGUUCGCCCUCUUCUCCGCCGUGCUCGCCCUCCUCGCCGCCUCCGCCCGCUGCCGGGCUCCCUUCGCCUUCCCGCUCCGAGUGGCUUCCCCGCCGUCCCCUGUUGGCCCCCGCCCGCCCCCGCUGGAGCCCCCCGGCAGCCCCUCGCAGAAGUCCCCGAAAGCGGCGGGCUUAGCCUUGGCUUCGGCGGCCAACUUGGUGGCCAUGGUGGACAACCUGGAAGGCGACUCCGGGCGAGGCUACUACCUGGAGCUGCUCCUGGGCACCCCGCCCCAGAAGCUAAAUAUUCUGGUUGACACUGGAAGCAGCAAUUUUGCAGUUGCUGGUGCACCAAAUGCAGAUGUGACUUCCUAUUUCAACAGUGAAAAAUCAAGCACAUAUAAGCCACUGGGUAUUGAUGUAGCUGUUAAAUAUACCCAAGGAAGCUGGAUUGGAACUCUUGGAACAGAUGUUAUCACUAUGCCGAAAGGAAUCAAUGGCACUUAUACAAUCAACAUUGCAACCAUCUUUCAAUCUGAAAAUUUCUUUUUACAAGGUAUCCAGUGGCAAGGGAUCCUUGGUCUUGCUUAUGCUGCCUUGUCUAAGCCUUCAGGUUCAUUGGAGACAUUUUUUGAUUCCCUUGUGAAUCAAGCAAAGAUUCCCAACAUUUUUUCCUUGCAGAUGUGUGGAGCUGGUUUGCCUGUUUCUGGAACUGGUACCAAUGGAGGUAGUCUUAUCCUUGGUGGAAUUGAACCAAGUCUAUACAAGGGAGAAAUUUGGUACACACCUAUUCAGAGAGAGUGGUAUUAUCAAGUUGAAGUACUCAAAUUGGAAGUUGGAGGCCAGAAUCUUAAUUUGGACUGUAAAGAGUACAAUUCAGACAAAGCCAUUGUAGACAGUGGCACAACACUCCUGCGCCUGCCAGAAAAAGUCUUCAGUGCUGUUGUGGGAGCAAUUAUCCAGACCUCCUUGAUCCAGGAUUUCCCAGGAGGAUUUUGGAGUGGUACACAGCUUGCCUGCUGGGUUAAAACUGAAAAACCUUGGACCUUCUUUCCUGAGAUUUCUAUAUAUCUGAGAGAUGAAAAUGUCAGCAGAUCAUUUCGAAUCACAAUCCUUCCACAGCUUUAUAUUCAGCCUGUUCUAGAAUACGGCCAAAAUCUAGGCUGUUACCGGUUUGGCAUCUCCUCUUCUGACAGUGCCUUGGUCAUUGGUGCUACAGUGAUGGAAGGAUUCUAUGUCAUCUUUGAUAGAGCUCAAAAGAGAGUGGGCUUUGCUUUAAGUACCUGUGCAGAAAUGGAUGGUUCUCCGGUAUCUGAGAUCAAGGGCCCUUUCACAACUGCAGAUGUAGCAAGUACCUGUGUUUCUACAUUAUCCCUCCAUGAGCCAUUGCUAUGGAUUGUGUCAUACACACUUAUGACCUUCUGUGGACUUGUUCUUCUUGUUCUUGUUAUCUUACUCCUCCUUCCAUCUCGGUGUCGUCAGCGUACCACCAACAACAUUGUAAAUGAUGAAUCCUCUUUAGUAAGACAUCGAUGGAAAUGAAGAAUUCAGUCAACAUACAAAUAAUCAAUGUACUCUGUGUAGCAGAAUUUAGGGGGAAUCCUUUUCAACAAAAGUUGGAAGUCCAAGCAUCCUCACCACCAAAUAGCUCUCCGUUGUGCUGUUUUCUAAUUCUGGUUUUUGAACCAAGAACAUAUAUAACCACCUCAAGUGCUAUCCUGCUAUUUCUACUUGACAAUCAUAUAACCAAGACAGUUAGUAUAACAUGUACUUUUUAAAAUGUUAAAAAUUUGUUCCAUAGAAUAAUAUAGAAUUAUGAAGCAAAAAAUAGAAUUAUGAAGCAAAAUAUUUUUGAUCUUUUUUGUAUUAGUCACUACCAAAAUUAAACAUGGAUAGUGAACCACAUUUACGUCAGUGGUUGUGGUAAAGCAGUGGUUCUCAACCUGUGGGUCCCCAGAUGUCUUAGCCUUCAAUUCCUAGAAAUCCUAACAGCUGGUAAACUAGCUUGGAUUGCUGGGAGUUGUAGGCCAAAACACCUGGGGACCCACAGGUUGAGAACCGCUGCUGUAAUGGGAGGAUGGACCUUUCUGUAGAAGCGUAAGCAAGGCAUGCUAAAAAGUAGGUAUUUAUUUUCAUUCCAAUGAAGAAAAGGAUUUAUGUUACUUUCAAUUGACCUUUCUUUUGUGACUCUCAUAAGAGAAGACUGUAAGGAAAACAUUGAAACCAAAACCUAUUGUGCAACCUUAAUAUAAAACAACACUACCUCUGGAUUUGCAAGGAUGCCAUUCACAAGUAUGAUGCUGGUAGAUUUCUCUUAACACUUUUCAUAGGAAUAUAGUUCCUUUGAGUUUUGAUCCCCCCCGCCCCUCCGAGUCAUGACAUUUAAAACAUUUGACUUUACCUCUCAUAUUAGCAUCCUGUUUUCUGAAUCCAUGCAAACAUAAUCUUUGGAAGGAUUUAUCAAAGCUUUGCAGUUAUGUUCUGCAAAGUCAGUGAACUAUAAGGAUAAAUACCUCUCUUUACACCUUUUGAAUGUCUCUAGUAAAUAGAAAUUCAAAACAUUUCAGUGUAAGGGGAAUCUCCCAGUUUGAAAGGUGGCCCAUUUAGCUAAGGCUGCAUGUCUAACAAAGUCAAAGCCUCUUGAAAGUGGGCCGUGAACAAGAUGGUAGAGCAAUUAAUUGCAUGGAUAGGUGUUUUUAGUCUACAGUUUCAGUGUGCCACUAAUAGGACACUAAAACGUCUCUGUACAAACGACUUGGUCUAUGUAAACUCCUUUCUAUAUCUUUGAUUUGCAUAUUGAGAGAUAAUCUCUGCUGGAUUUGAUACAUGACAGCAGGAAACCUCAAACCAAUUUAGGAGAGUGAAAAAGAAAUAUUGUAUUUUUCCCCUUUUCUAACUCAGUAAUCAUCACAUUUUUUAAAAAUAAAGCUUUUCAGUAUG